AUGGAAGAGUCUGUGCCAUCAAUUGUUACUAAUUUUGGAACCGCUUCUUCCUCUGAUGUAAUUGGAAGUGCUGGAACGGGAAAAUCGAGCCUUCUCAAUAAUUUCAUUGGAAACAAAUUUAAAGAAGAUAGAUGUCACACAAUCGGAGUCGAGUUUGGUUCAAAAAUUGUAAACAUAGGCGGAAAGUCCACUAAAUUACAGAUAUGGGACACGGCAGGCCAAGAAAGAUUCCGUUCAGUCACACGCUCUUAUUAUCGAGGUGCCGCAGGAGCUCUGCUCGUAUACGACAUCACAUCGCGCGACUCGUUUAAUGCUCUGUCUAAUUGGCUCCGAGACGCUAGAACUUUGGCUAGUCCAAAUAUUGUAAUUUUACUUGUGGGGAACAAAAAAGAUAUGGAAGAAUCAAGAGAAGUCACAUUCACAGAAGCUAGUCAGUUCGCCCAAGAAAAUGAAUUGAUGUUCCUGGAGACUAGUGCUAAAACAGGAGAAAAUGUAGAGGAAGCUUUCCUAAAAUGUUCUAAAACCAUUUUAGCUAAGAUUGAGACAGGUGAAUUAGACCCUGAGAGGAUAGGUUCCGGCAUACAAUAUGGUACCGGCACAUCUAAGAGGCUUAGCACUCCCAAGAAACCUGCUAGAAAUCCGUCUGAUUGUGCCUGCCAUGUAUAA
Molecule: messenger RNA, 666 nt
Organism: Spodoptera littoralis (African cotton leafworm)
Lineage: Eukaryota; Metazoa; Arthropoda; Insecta; Lepidoptera; Noctuidae
Source: the annotation of a GenBank genome assembly